Messenger RNA from Tetranychus urticae (two-spotted spider mite), 1796 nucleotides. Its product is annotated as lysosomal acid lipase/cholesteryl ester hydrolase. Lineage: Eukaryota; Metazoa; Arthropoda; Arachnida; Trombidiformes; Tetranychidae. Gene Ontology annotation, biological process: lipid metabolic process. The record is from RefSeq and is a predicted model, not a curated record. Gene Ontology annotation, molecular function: hydrolase activity, acting on ester bonds.
CACAAAUUAACAAGAAUUAUAUCAAUUGCUCACUUUAAUUAAUAUGACGUCUUUCAUUUUAUCCAUUAAAAGUUCCAGAGCAUUGGAUAAUUCAAUUACUUGCAUGAGUAAAAACAAAGUAAAUGAAAAUUGAAAUGAAAUCACUUUUUGUAAGUUUUGCCUGUCUUCUCAUUUUACCUUGGUCUAUUCAUGGAGUACUGGGUGAAAUCCUGGAGCAACUUACAUCCACAGUUGGUGACAUUUUACAGCCAGCUUCAGAAAAUAAGGAAUAUGAAACUGAACAAAAUUAUUUGAAGCUAUUUAAAAGAGUUGACGAUGAAGCUUUAACCUGUGGACAGCUAAUUGAAUCUCGCGGAUUCAGAUAUGAGCGCCAUUUCGUCACCACAGAUGAUGGUUACAUCAUACAAUUGUAUCGGAUCAUCAAUCCUUAUGCUAAAGCAGCUUAUGGUAAAAAAUUGAAGCCAGUUCUGUUGGUACAUGGAGUUUUAUUGUCCUGUAGCUGUUGGAUGUUCAAUCAGCCUGAUGGUCACAUUGAGGAAUGGUCUCUGGGUGUUCCACCCAAUGUUACAUCAAGCAGUCUUGCCUUUGUUUUGGCUAAUCUUGAAUUUGAUGUUUGGCUUGGCAAUAACCGAGGGACAUCUUACUCAACUAACCAUACGACACUUAACCCAUCUAAAGAUAGAGAAUUUUGGGAUUUCAGUUUUGCUGACAUGGGUACAUAUGAUUUCCCGGCAAUGAUAAAUUAUGUUACCAAUACUACUGGUUUCGAAAAAAUUGUCUACAUUGGCAUGUCUCAGGGAAAUCUUCAAAUGUUUCUGUCGCUCUCGGAUGAUCCAUCGCUGGCUGAUAAACUGGAUCUUAACAUUGCAAUAGCACCGGUGGGUUCGUAUGAAGUGCCUCCAAUCCUGCUCUAUCAUGCACUUCAAAAUCCAGUGAUUGAAGAACUGACUCGCGUUCAUUUACUUGGCCCUUUUCCGCAUUUUGUGGCUGAAUUUGAUGCCACAUUGUCCGUUCUUUGCUCCAACCCUGCCCUCAAAAAAAUUUGUACUACUAUUUACUUCUUAAUUUUUGGCUACGAUCCGAAGAUGCUAAAUGGAAAACGAUUUCCAGUAAUAACCAGUCUAAUUGAUUCCAUACCAGAGAAAAGUAUAACUCAUUUCGCCCAAGUAAUAUUAGCUAAAGAGUUCCGCAAAUUUGAUUAUGGUUCGAAAAAAAAUUUAGCUACUUACGGCACCGAAAAAGCUCCUGGGUAUAACUUUUCUCGAAUACCAACUCACAAUUUAGUUUUAAUCAGUGGCCUAAAUGAUAACCUAGCGUCUCCAGCUAACGUUGCAAUAUUGAAAAAACGUCUAUCAGGUCCACCCUUGGUAGAUUACGUUGUACCUUAUCCUGAUUGGAAUCAUGUGGACCCAAUUUUUGGAUUGGAAGCUUACAAAUAUUGUCACAGUGUAAUUGUCGACCUACUGCGAAAAUAUGCGAAGGCAUGAACGGAUUGGGUUGGCUAUCAUUACCGUUAAUCUUGGUAAUCGUAAAUAUCUUCAAAUGGUCUGCUUGGUUUUGAUAGCUACAAUUGAUUCGAGUGUGUAUAUAAAACAUAAAUCGACAUAUUCACUGGUUUUCACUUAAAUGGUUUAACCUUUCAAGCAAAGUUCAGAGACUCUCGUGUUACAUUAAUCACUGAUUGUAAUUAUGAGUUGUAUUUUUAUAGAUGAAGCAAUAAUAUUUGCUAAUUAUUAUACAAAAUGUAAGGUUAAACAAAAGGCAACAAAUUAAAGAUUACCAGCUUGCUGCAAAAA